Molecule: messenger RNA, 1374 nt
Organism: Sesamum indicum (sesame)
Lineage: Eukaryota; Viridiplantae; Streptophyta; Magnoliopsida; Lamiales; Pedaliaceae
Product: loganic acid O-methyltransferase
Molecular function (GO): methyltransferase activity
Source: RefSeq, a predicted model, not a curated record
AGCGGGCACAGCGCACGUAAUGGAAAAGAUGAGUAGCAAGAAGACCAAGGUGGAUAUCAUGGGGAACGGGGUUCUGCCAAGACGAACGCUAGAUCUCUAUGCUAUGAAUGCUGGAGAUGGACCUCGUAGCUAUGUCCAAAACUCCUCCUACCAGAGAGGAGCGGUGGAUAUUGCAAAGCCAAUCAUAGAAGAAGAAAUUGCCAGAAAACUAGACAUCAAACACCGGUCAUCGACCAGCCCGAAUGGCUUUUGGGUUGCUGAUUUUGGCUGCUCAACUGGCCACAACUCUUUUCCGGCCAUGCAAAUUAUCACUCGAGCUAUCUACAGAAAACAUGCUUCCUCAGGACUCAUCACUUCCCAAAUUCCAGAAGUUUUCGUGUUGUUCAACGACGUUAUCACCAACGAUUUCAACACCCUUUUUACUUCACUUCCACCCCGUAGGCGCUACACUGCAAUUCGACUGCCAGGUGACUUCCACAGCCGCCUCCUGCCGGAAUCGUCCCUCCACUUUGCUUACUCUUCUUGGGCACUCCAGUGGCUUACGCAGGUGCCAAAGGAGGUGGCGGAAAGAGAUUCUCCGGCUUGGAACAACAGGGCAAUUCUAUACACAAGAGAUAGAAAGGAAGUCUGUGAUGCCUACUUGAAUCAGUAUGCUAAGGAUAUUGAGGCAUUCAUGGAAGCUAGAGCAGUGGAGAUGGUGAGUGGAGGGCUAAUGGCCAUUCUAGUUCCUGCAGUUCCUGCCUUUUGGAAUCCUGAGACAGAAUACACCAUCCCUUCUGAUCUCAACCUUUUGGGAUCUUGCCUCGUCGACAUGGCCAAGACGGGAAAGUUCAGUGAAGCAAAAGUAGACUCAUUCAACCUCCCUUUCUACUUUACCACCCCAGAACAGUUGAAGGCCAUAUUAGAGAGAAGCCACAGUUUCACUCUUGAAAGAUUGGAGAUACUAAACAACCCCGGAAAGUACACCUUGCCCAGUGUCAACGCCCGUGCAGCAUUCUACAGGGCUGUCCUUGAAGGACUGCUGACAGAUCACUUUGGAAGUGAUAUCAUCGAUGAAUUGUUCACCCUAUACAUGGAGAAACUUGCAGCUUUACCGGUGUUCCUGAACCCUGACAAAGACAAAUCUACAGUGAUUCUUGCUGUCCUCAAGCGAAGAUCCGAAUAAUUUUACAAUACCGUGGAUUCAGAAGGGAUCUCCAUGUCACAAUAAGCAUUGCAUUUUGCAGUAUUCCAUGUUGUUGUUUAUUUCCUUUCGGUUGUAAAUUUCUCUGUAAUAUCAGUUUCUUCUUGCUUAGAAGUUGAAGCUUUUCAUACUUUGAUUUUCAGCAUAUAAACUGUUGGCGUGCUUUUGACAUUUAUUUCCCAUUGAUUCAA